Molecule: messenger RNA, 573 nt
Organism: Desarmillaria tabescens
Lineage: Eukaryota; Fungi; Basidiomycota; Agaricomycetes; Agaricales; Physalacriaceae
Exons: 4
Coding region: 113-358 (81 amino acids)
Source: RefSeq, a predicted model, not a curated record
GGAAUAGACAUCAAUAUAUGCUAUGGUAUAAAAGACGACGUAUGAGGUGGGUAUUUCUUCACUACGCUACUUCUUUCUUUCUUAACUAACGCGCCUCGACCUCGCUCAUAAUAUGCAAUUCAACAUUUUCAAACACCUCCUUGGCCUCCCAGGUGCUCGGGAACUGUCCAGUUUAUCUAACUCUGGCCAAGGAUACAUCCCUCGUGGCAAAGGGAAUACCAAUGGCCAAGGCUCUGCAGGAAGUGGAGAGAGUCAAGGAGGAUCGUCUGGCAAUGGAACCGGGAGCGGGGGACAUAUCACUACCACUAGCCAAGGCUCUGCGACAGCUGGAGGCCGAAGGCCCAGCAGAAGCGAGUAAACGUUGACGAGAGACCUUGAUGUCUUUACGCAUUUGAGCUGCCGUUUUAUCUUAUACCUGUCCACCGGUUGCCUUUUGCUAUCCCAUACUAGUAUUUCUUUACUUAAGUGAUGUAGUCUUUUCUUCACAGCGAGCAAGAGCUUCGUACUCUUCUCUCGAUUUGUGCUACUAGAUCUACUUACAUAUAAUUCUAUACUUAUGCUGAUACUUUAUCC